AUGGGCACGGAGACGAUCGUCACCGACGUGGCCUUCGAGGACGACGUCAUCACCACCACCGUCACGUCCUCCGGCGACGCCGUCGUGGCCUGGCUCCGCAAGAUCCGGUACGCCUACCGCUGGGUGUACCACAAGCUCAUCGUGGGGCUGGACGUGGAGUGGCGCCCCAGCUUCGGCCCCGCGCACAACCGCGUCGCGCUCCUGCAGCUGUGCGUCGGCCGCCGCUGCCUCGUCUUCCAGCUUCUCCACGCCGACUACAUCCCGCGGGCCCUCGAGAGCUUCCUCGCCGAUCGGGACUUCCGGUUCGUCGGCGUGGGCGUGCAGGACGACGCCAACCGCCUCAGCAACGACCACGGCCUUGUGGUCAACAACACCGUCGACCUGCGCGGCCUCGCGGCCGAGGAGCUGCGCGAUCUGUCGCUCCACCAGGCCGGGCUUAAGGUCGUCGCGGGGAUCGUCAUGGGGGCCAACCUCAACAAGCCACAGCGUGUGAGGACGGGAGCAUGGGACGCCUACCGCCUCUCCCACGAGCAGAUCAAGUACGCCUGCAUCGACGCGUUCGUGUCCUUCGAGGUCGGCCGGAAGCUCCUCACCGGUGACUACUCCUGCUCCUCCUCAGAGGAAGAAGAGGAGGAGGAGGAACAAGAUGACUCCUACUACUCCUCCGAUGAGUAUGGCUCCUCUGAGGAGGACUACUGA
Molecule: messenger RNA, 699 nt
Organism: Triticum turgidum subsp. durum (durum wheat)
Lineage: Eukaryota; Viridiplantae; Streptophyta; Magnoliopsida; Poales; Poaceae
Source: the annotation of a GenBank genome assembly